UUGAUAGUGAUAUUUUAUAAAAAUUCCGAAUAAUUCGAAAAAUCAAGGGAAUGAUUUUGAUAAUCAUCAUAGCGUCGAGUUUUCUUUGCAGGAAAUUUAGAAAACUGUUGGAAAACUUCAACAAACUUUUUCAUUUCCUGCAAAAAACACCCAACGAAAUUUAAAAAACUAAAAUGAAAAGAAAGCAAUUAAAAUUGAUAUCAAUUAAAUGAGUAAUUCUAGAGCCAGACAUACUUUUUUUAUUAAAUCUAUAAUACCACUUAGCUUUCAAUUAUUGUAGGACAUAUAGAGAAGAACAAUAUAUCAUAACUUAAUGCCAUGCCAUAUUAUGUAGACACCAAAGAAUAUUAUCGUAUGUUAUAACGGAUAUAAACUAAACUUAAACACUUGUUGAACGAUUGGUACUUGAACAAAUUUUAACUUUAUUACCAUGAAUAAUAUAUGAAUGAAUAAUUUAUCUAAGCUUUAAUAGUUUAGUGCCAAAAAACCGAUAACUAGAGAUUGUUUUAUUAUUCGGGAAAAUGUUUGCCUUACUUUAGAAUAAAUAUAGUUUUAAAGAACCAUAUUUAAAGGCAAUACGACCCCAUAACACUAGACUGGGUGCUUCACAACUCUGCUUAGUUUUGACAGAUUGUCAAAGGUACUGAUUUUCUUUAACAAGCUGUCAGAACGUGAACCGUUCAAGAUAUUUAUUACAGAGGGAAAAAAGCAUAAUUUAAGGACAUGCAACAAACACCGAGGAGGGCCUCAGCCAAGGGCAAGGGUCGCGUUCAACCGGCAGCUAAAGGAUGCUGCUGCAAGCGUUCGCAAUGCAUCAAAAACUACUGCGAUUGCUAUCAGUCCAUGAUGGUUUGCACUCAGUUCUGUCGGUGCGUCGGCUGCCGUAACACCGAGGAGCGAAUGGCCGUGGAGCCGCGUAUACCGUCCAGGAACUCCAAUGUCAUGAAGCGGGAGCGAGCGGCUGCCAUGAGUGCCAAGGCAGCUGCAGCCGCUGCCAAGGAGGGCUUCAAUAUCCCAGUGCCGCCCAUUGCCAUUGUUCCGACCAAGCAGUCGUCGGCCAUGGCACCAGUAAAUAUCAUUCGCAUGGCUCCGGAUUCCUACAAUGUUGUCCUUCAACAAGUAGCAACAAUGCCUCCCCAAAUGAUAUCAACUGGCGACAUGGAAAUUGAAGAGAUUCCGGAUACUCCGGAUACUGCCAUGGAUUUGCAGGAUCCUGAAGUGCAGCUAGAGGCAAAGGAGCCGCCGGAUACGGAUUUCCGUGAAACUCGCAACUUCUUUACUCCGGAAAUCAAUGAAGCACAGUUAAUAUGCUCCCUUAUUCAGGGUUCUGAGGCUGAGGAGCUGGGACUUAACCGUACCCAGGUGGGCCGCCUUGCCAUCAUUGAAUUUGGAAACUGCUUCAAGGAGGUAUCAGAAAAAAUUUUACAGCUGUAACUUACAAUAGUCAUUUCAUUAAAGCUAUAAUAAUA
Molecule: messenger RNA, 1469 nt
Organism: Drosophila serrata
Lineage: Eukaryota; Metazoa; Arthropoda; Insecta; Diptera; Drosophilidae
Gene: tomb
Product: tombola
Biological process (GO): regulation of DNA-templated transcription
Cellular component (GO): nucleus
Source: RefSeq, a predicted model, not a curated record